Molecule: messenger RNA, 6767 nt
Organism: Labrus bergylta (ballan wrasse)
Lineage: Eukaryota; Metazoa; Chordata; Actinopteri; Labriformes; Labridae
Source: RefSeq, a predicted model, not a curated record
GAGAGGGAGUUGCCUUCAGUUAGCUGACGGACACCGGCUACAUCCAUGCGAGUUGAAAAACAGGUGUACGGUUUCAUCACACGGACGCAGUGCUAGCUUGAGAUCCGCCGCAAAUUCUGCUCGAGUGAGCACUUGAGUCAUUUCUCGUGGAAGAGAGGCCGUUCACCUGACGACAUGUUGCGGAAUUAGUCCAGGAAAACAGCAUUAGUCUUAAGAUGUUGUCCUGCAUGUGACGGGGAGUAGUGAGGAAUAGGAAGCUGCUGGAUAGGUGAUGUAAGGAGGAAAAAAAGCCAGCAGUGAUGGAUGAUAUCAGAAAGUGUGUCCUCCUGCAACAGAUCAGUAAGAAGUGCAGCUCAAUAUGAAUACAGAUAGCGGAGGAACCGCUCGGCAUAGCGUGGCCUUGUCACUCGUUCUCUCUCCCAUGAAGAGAGUCCAGAGCUCACCAAAUCUAGGAACAGGGAGUGAUUCUCACUCAUCAGAUUUGGAUUCUUGGCGGUCACGCAGUGUAACAGAUGGCCUGAAGAAUGGAGAUGCUGGCAGCUCAUCUCUUGCUGCUAAAGGCUUCCGCAGUGUCAGACCCAACCUACAGGAAAAAAAGGCAACAACACAGGGGCCACCCUCCCCUGAUCCCAUGGCACGACACUCCCAAUUUCGCUGCCACAGCUCAGAAUCACUCGACUACCCAUCAAGCUUAAUGCCCAAGGCUCUGUCACCCACCCCGUACGUUCCUAGCGGAGCCGGCAGCACAGCCGGCACGGUGAGCAGGCCAAGCUUUGCCACAGCCAGCACUGGUGGCUUUGUGUCACCCUCUGCCUCACCUGUCACCGUGUCAGCUCUCAGCCACUACUCGUCAUCCACGGUGGGUCUGCUGGACGAGUUGCAGAUCUGUAGCCUGGACUCACCUGGCGCCUCACCCACACCAUCACCCACCCUCAGCCACGUCUCCACCUACACAUCCACUGCUGGCCCUGAUGAUGUGCUAACAACCUCUGUGGCCUCCAACACUGCGGCAGCAGCCACUGUCACUAAUGGCCAGGUCCUCUCUCACGCGAUGAAUGGGAGUACGAGCCAUCCACAGAGGCCUCUCUCCCCGCCGUCCUACCCUCCUCCUCCCACCUCACUUCACAGGGGGCAUCUGAGACAGAGCAGGAGUUCAGAGGGCAGCGAGACGGUUACCAGAGAGUCUGUAGUGUCGGGCCGCACAAGUGUAUGCAGCACCGUGCCAAUCGCCUGCUUCUCAGAAGAAGAGAAAAAGGUGUCUGUCAUCAAAGCUCCUCAUUAUGAAGGGAUCGGUCCUGUGGACGAGUCCGGCAUCCCUAUCGCCAUCCGCACGACAGUGGAUAGACCAAAGGAUUGGUACAAGACUAUGUUCAAACAGAUCCACAAGGUUCACAAAGCAGAUGAUGACUAUUCUGACACGUACAAUGCCACAUAUGCUGUCAUCAACAAUGAUGACUACAAUCUGUCAUCCAGCACCGCCAUGGCCCACCCUGCACCCAGGACACACACAUACAGGCCGCUCGCCAAAAGUCCCUCAGACAACGGAGGGCAUCUAGGACCUCGAGAGCCUUCCCCAUCCCCCAUACCCCCACCUCCUCCACCCAUGCCAUCUCUCCUCCAACUGAGAGCAAGGGACAGUGACCGCGACAAAGAUUCACCCGACUCGAAUGAGUGGGGACCGCCUAACAGGAAAGUGGACACACGAAAGUACCGUGCAGAGCCCAAGAGUAUUUUUGAGUAUGAGCCUGGAAAGUCCUCGAUUUUGGAGCAUGAAAGACCAACUUCCCUGCACAUCGCCCCUGCUGACAAGGCUCCGGAGAGACCUGCGAGUGCCGCCAGCGAUUACAGGAAGAGAAGGAAGUCAGAGCCGUCCAGUUCUCAAGUGAAUGCUCAAUCUCAGAGCAGAGCUACAACUUCCCCUAAACCUGUGGAUGCCUACAGACCCAGCAGCAGCCUCAAAAAACCUGUGGUUCGUUCCUCACCAUCCUCACCAUCCAGAGCCAAAGGUGGGGACGCAUGCAACAUGUAUUCGAACAGUUUGACCUCACCAGGUCCUUGUCAGCCUCCCUGUCCUCCCCCUCUCCCCUCUGGCCUUGCUCAUUCCCAUGAAGAUACCAGCCAGGAAGGCAGUUCUUCCUCCAAGCAGUCUGUCUGUUUCCAAAACAGUUGGCAGACAAAAAGCCAGGAUCCAGAGACAUGGAGCAGCGUGGAGGAGGUACAGCCCUCCCCUCGCAAACUCAAGUCACGUAGCUGUGAUGACUUACUAAAUGAUGGCCAUACUGGCUCAGAUGGGCGCAAAGCCAACCGCUCGGAAAGUGCUGGAUCACUGGUUUGUGAUGGGAGUCCCUCAGGUUCAACUGGCUCCAACUCCAACAACUCAUUGCCCCGCCCCCAGCGGCGACGGGCGCAUGAUUCACCAGGCUUUCUCCAGCUCUAUCGUAAAAUGCACCAGAUCGACCGUGCGCAGAUCAUCCCAUCUGAUGUGAUUCGCUCUGUCCGUGCUCGCAUCCUGGAACUGGAGCGCCAACCCCACCGGCAUCGCCUCUCUCCUUGGACACUAUCUUGGGGCGUUGAGGUGCCACGUGAUACGGUGCCAAACCGCAUUUCUGAAUAUGAGCGCCUUAUUAAGAAGUCCAAAUCCAUGCCAAACUUGGGUGACAGUGAGAUGCCUUCAGGCACCACCACGCCAGGUGGCUCAUCAUCUCGAGCCAGCAGUGGUGGUGGUGGUGGAACACCUAGUUUUCCCAAACGUCGCUUUUCCAUAGAAUCUUUAUUAGAGGAAGAUAACAAUUGCAAUGGUGGAACAGGGCCUCACACCAUGGAUCACUUGCAUCGGCCUCGCAGCCCACCUGAGGGCCAGCCUCGUGUUGGGCCAGAGCCUGGCUGUGGGCGGUCCUUUCCUGCUCCUCCUGUUCCUCAAGGCCCACAGGCAAACCCUGACUACUCUGACAGCGAACAAGAUGCUGUUGCCUCAGACCUCAGUGACUUCAUACAGGUGGAGGGUUCCUCAUUUUGCAGUGAGAGUGACUUUGACCACUGCUCUCUAACCUCCUCCGAAAGCUUGUACGGCUCUUCCACCCUCCAACACCAUCACCACCUCCGUCAUCACCACCACCAUCACCAUCACCACCCUGGUCACCAAAGUCUAGGCCAGGGCCAAGGUUACCAACACCGCCACCUCAUUAGCACCUGCAAAGGCCGCUGCCCAGCCUCUUAUACCCGUUUUACCACCAUGCUUCGUCAUGAGAGAGAACGAGCACGCCAGGAUAACCAGAGACCUUCACAUCAGAGCCGCAGCAGCCAUUCACAAAUCCAGAGCUCACAGUCCCAGCAAGCAAUGUCAAAGCUGGCUUUCCUCGUCAGCCCAGUGCCUUUCCGUCGGAAAAAGGGCUCACCACCUACCUCAAGAAGAAGCAGUGGUGGCGGAGAUCGAGGUAGCCGACCCAAGUCCAAACAGGCCAUUUAUGAAGCACUAGAUGCAGCCUUGAGAGACAUUUAUGAGCACAUCCAAACAGAGAGAGGCCACAGAGGGGCCAGGGCACCUGAUGGUAGCAUCCUGAAGAGAAUACUGGCCGAAUUGCUCCCAAAUGUGCCUGAACGGAGCUCCUCCUUGCGUGGGAGGAGGGGGUGUUGGCAUGGUGGUCACUCCUCUACAUCUUUGUACCCAGAUGGCAGCCCCACUGGGUACGCCUCGCAUAAAGGGGAUCCCUCCACACCUCAGCUACAGUCACCACGGCUACAGUCACCAAUCAGUGCCUGUUAUGGACGCCACGAAGACACCUCAAACAAUAAUGAAUAUGGAGAGGAGCAGGGCAAUGGGAAUGGUCUCUGUUAUUCAGACCAGGAUGUGUCCAGGAGCUAUUCCACUAUGGAUGGGCGCCACACCCCUCAGAGUAGAAGACCUACUCCUGACAGAGAGAAACAGCCUGCAAGAGCCAUUUAUGAUUUUAAGGCACAAACAGAUAAGGAGCUGACAUUCAAGAAGGGUGAUGCAGUGAACAUCAUCCGCCAGAUAGACAACAACUGGUACGAAGGAGAGCACCGUGGACGGGUUGGCAUUUUCCCCAUGUCAUAUGUGGAAAAGAUGCCGUCCACAGAGAAGCAGCAGCCGAUUCGUCCUCCUCCGCCAGCACAUGUCAGAGAGAUCGGAGAAGGGGUAGCUCGCUACAACUUCAAUGCUGACACUAAUGUGGAGCUGUCUCUCAGAAAGGGGGAGAGAGUAAUAGUGUUAAGGCAGGUGGAUCAGAACUGGUAUGAAGGCAAGAUCCCGGACACAACCAAACAGGGCAUCUUUCCUGUCUCGUACGUGGACAUCGUCAAGCGUUCCCCUAGCAAGAGCUCCACCCACCACAUCGACCCACGUGGUUAUUCUGGCAACAGGACACCGAGCUCUACACCUAUCAAGCGAUUAGUACAGGAUGCACUCCAAGGUGGAGGAGAUCCGUACCAGGCCGUGUACAACUACUCGCCUCGCAACGAGGAUGAGCUGGAGCUGAGGGAGGGCGACAUCGUGGACGUGAUGGAGAAGUGUGAUGACGGCUGGUUUGUUGGGACCUCCCGGAGGAGCAAGUUGUUUGGAACCUUCCCAGGAAACUACGUGAAGCAGCUAUAAUGACAAUUCCAGACUCCCCCUCCUGCCCACCGCCCCACUCUGUGACACUUCACCAUCUGCACAGCACCCGCAGGACACCACCUCCCAACGCUGAGCCCCCGAGGCCCGUCACACGUUUGUGUGUUUGCGUGUAUGUGUGGCUGUCCAGCUUCACACAAACCGAACAUUUAGCUCUAACUAGCCAUCUUUAAUGGAAGACUUGUAUGGAAUAAUACUGUUUUUUUUAACCGUAUCUUCUAGUCCUUAUUUUUCUAUCAAGGAGAAUCCAAACUUUGUGCUCCAGUGAGUGACCUUUAACUUCUGACAGUUAAGGAAAGAAAUCAAAGCAACUUUGCAAACACUCACUGACAGAAAAAAGGGCACCACAGCAAUGCUUUUUCUUUUUCUUUUUUUUUUAAAGGGCAGUAACCAUGAUCUUUUUUUUUCCUGCACAUUCAAAAUCACUUGUUACAUUUCAUUCAGUGUUCAAUCAUAAAUAUCCCCAAAGACAUUCAGUGCAGAGUGAUGCAAAAACAGUAUUCUGUCAGCAGGUCUGUUAUAUAUGAACUGUAUUGAAGAGAUUUCAGGUACAAGGAUGAUAGUUACAUGUGGAAAAGAUGCUCAUGCAUCAAUUUGAUGUGUUAAUCAAGGUAUUAAUAUGUUGAAUUUGGGGAUAGAGUUCAUACAUCUAUUAUUAUGAAGCAAUUAUUUUAAAUAUUACAAAUGAGUUGGUGGGAAAAACAUCACUGACACUCUGUUGAUCAUGUUCAAACCCACACAUUAGAUUAGAAACAUAUAAGAUUACAAAAAAGCAUAUUUUUGAAAUUGUUGGUUCUUCAUCUUCACUCUAAGAAUGAUGCACUUUAACUUUAACACAGUUUUGUGUUUGAUUGAUCUCAGAUUACACAACAGUUCCAUGUGGCUUUGAGGGUUUAGAGGUUCGGUCAUGUUUGAAAAGUGUAUGCAACUAUAUUGCCAACCUUUUAGGUAUUAUAUUUAUUAGGGGACAAAUGCAGGUCGAAAUGAAGAUUUAAGAAAGGAUGGAACAAACCUUUUUUCUCUUUUUUUUUUUUUUACUUCUUUUAACAGCAGCAGAAUAACAUUGGAAGGAUUGUUAUUUUAUUAAUCAUCAUUGUCCAGACAAGUUAGAUGUUUCAUGGGUCAUAUUUAUGCCAGGUGUCAUGAUGUUUUAUAAGUCAGGUGUAGGAUGAAACGGCUUUUUAUCAAACGUUUUUUUCUUUUUUUGCGGACUUUGAAGGCAUCUUAUAACCAUGUUGUCAGAGAGUGUAUCACUGUUUCAUGUAGUUAUAUACUCUUAGGACUUAGUGACUAUUUCCAUGUUCUCUUGUCAUGUUCAGUCAAUAUUUGAAUGAAUUUGCGUUUUAUAUGUUCUCAUUUGACAUGUUUCACAUAGGAUGGACACUGACAACAAAAACUAUUGUUGAAGCACCUUAAGAUAUAAUUUGAUUUCUCAUUCACGCAUCAUUCGUCACACCCUGUCAUCCACUGUUUGAGCUGAAGUGUGAACACUGUGUGUGCUUGUGCGUGUGUGUGUGUGUUUUGUAAGUCUUUUGUAUGAGAGCUGUAAAAUGGCAAACAUCCACUUUGCUUUAUAAAAUCAGCUUUUUUCUCACCCACCAUCACAUUUUGGUUUCCUUUCUUUCUUCACAUUCUUCACCAGUGGUGCUACUUUCCACAACUUUUAGCUGUAGCCCGGCAUGUAGGCCUUCUCUUCUCCAGUUUGUUUGUUGUUUUUAAGAGCCAGUGACGUAUUCAAACUGGUCUUACUGUAGGUAGAGUGAGUCGGGUUAUGGAUCGCUGCCUUACAUCCAACUCACAAAGUUUAUAGCCAUGUAUAUGUAAACCUCUUUUGUGAUUUCCAAAAAAUAAUUUAUGCAUAAAUAGAGUAGAAAACAUCAGGAAGGUGUGCACAGAAAUGAUCACAGACAGCGUCGAGACAAACUUUGAUACAAUUUUAAGGGCAGAUUUGGAUUGGAGACAUGAAUUUAGAUCCUGAUAUGUUUAUACAUGUAAUGAAAAUGUUAACCGUUAUGUUAUUCAUGUUAAUAUCAAAUUCAAUGCACACUCUCGGACCUUAGUAUUUCUACAAUAUCUUAGCAUUUGUUGGAUGGUUUUAUGGGGCUGUAUUGCUAAUAAAAUCCAGUUGGUAGAUUAA